Messenger RNA from Eremomyces bilateralis CBS 781.70, 1696 nucleotides. Its product is annotated as peroxisomal membrane protein pex16. Bases 112 to 1314 code for a protein of 400 amino acids. Gene Ontology annotation, cellular component: peroxisomal membrane. Lineage: Eukaryota; Fungi; Ascomycota; Dothideomycetes; Eremomycetales; Eremomycetaceae. Gene Ontology annotation, biological process: peroxisome organization. The transcript has 4 exons. The record is from RefSeq and is a predicted model, not a curated record.
GCCCUCUUCAAUACGAUCGUGUCUCUGACAUCUCCAUACGCGUCGCUGCGAAUCACCUCCGAUCCAAAGCCAUCCAUUUAUCGAGUGCUUCCCACCGGAGAGGAAGUCACCAUGGAUGCGCAUAAGUUCGCCUCCAAGGGGGUUCCAGAGGCCCUAUCACUCCCCCCCAAAUGGCUGGGAAUGUACAGUGAUUUCAUUCUGAAGAAUGCCAGCGCGGUCAGCCAGAUAGAGAGUGCGCUGCGAUCGUUAACAUAUAUAAUACCGGGUCGAUUCCGCGAAUCUGAAAUCGCAUCCGAGUCCUUACAUUCUGGUGUCCAACUCCUCUCCCUAUACCAUGACUCCCUCCUUUCAAAAGCCAUCUCACGUCUUCCGCUUCCCCAACGGCCCCAUCCUUCUCCACAUAACCGCUACACGAAGUUCUGGUCACAACGAUCCCCGUUCUAUCGCCGCCUUGCCCUCACGCUGCAGAUGAUUCAAUACACGGAAUUACUGUGGGAAAUGGCCGCCAAACGCAAGGGAGAAAAGGUCCGAUGGCGCGUGGUGGUCUUCCUCGAAGCCAUCAAAGCCCUCUGCCGGCUCCUCUUACUCCGCCUCACCAAUUCACGACCGCUGUUAAGCCCGCCUCUCCCCGAACGCGAAGUCGACCCCGCCACAGUCGAGGAGAGUGCUCGUGCAGCGAGCGCGGAGGAGCGGGGUGAGCCUCUUAUCCCUCCCCCGGACCUGAAUGAUGGCUCGCAGACACCCCCAUCGGAACGCUCCGAGGCGCCCUCAGAUGCCGGAUGGACGAUGCCGCGGACGGGUCUGUCCAUGCCAAGCCUGCCUGACACGAGCGAUAUUUCGAGCUACCUCCUCAGCAAGGUGCUGACGGCGGAUGACAUCAAGCCUCCCAAGGCGCUGUUGCAUCGCGUUUCGGGCAAGGGUGAGAUCGCGGAGAUCUUGUACAUCCUGCGACCAGUGGUAUAUGCAUUCGCUAUGCAGAGAUGGGGCCGCGACAAGAAGAACUGGACUCCUUGGCUGCUAGGUCUCAGCAUCGAGUAUGGCGCUCGACAACUCGCAAAGAAUGAUUUCCAGGAGCGCUUGGCUGGCGGGCUGCGGGGAUUGACGGUUUUAGAACGAGAGGAACUCCGCAAGCGAGGAUGGAAUCUGGGUUGGUGGAUGAUGCGCGGUGCCUUCUACGAGAACAUCACCAAGGGAUGGAUCCACACAGUAUCGCAAAAGCUACAAAACAAGCCUUUACUAGGCUUGGUAGGCGGUAUCAUCGAGGAUUACGAAUUCCUUUGGGAUCAGCACUAUUUCCCCACAGCAACGCUGUGAGAGUCCACUCAUUUACAAUUUCCUUUGCAAUAUUCGGUCGAGAGCAGCAUUGGCUUGGUCACGGCGCAGUUCUUGACAUAUACCCAGGUCACUUGAGGGUUAACGAUGGAAGUGUUCGGUUAACAGACGCUGUUUGAUGCAAUAGACGGAACAUGCGCCAUUGUACACUAUAUAUUAACUAUGUGGGAAUCAUCUUUUCCGAGGAAAUUGUUGGAACAUUUAGUGGUUAGGGAUGAGGCCUUCGCGAUUCAUGGGCUAGGGGCGUACGGUAUAUGUACUAAUUACGCUACAACCACUUCUCAUAUGAAGUGAAAGAACUAUAGUGAUCUUGAGACAUACGUCCGUUACGAUCUGAGCAUUAAAGUUCUAGUAAAAUUGAGUG